This is a messenger RNA of Clunio marinus, 3413 nucleotides long. The record is from the annotation of a GenBank genome assembly. NCBI's taxonomy places the organism in Eukaryota, Metazoa, Arthropoda, Insecta, Diptera, Chironomidae.
UAAAAAAAUUGUAAACAAGAGAUUUAGAAAAAGUAAGAAUCAUAUUGAAAGAAGUGAAUGUCGAGUAAUUGAGUGCAAAAUGUGUGUAUAAAGUGCUUCUUAUAAUGUUUGGUAGUAAUUCAUAUCAACCAAUGAAAGGAAGUUAUGCUAGGAACCGCUGCUUUCGUCUUUUAUUUAUUCCGAUAGUGAUUUUGCUAUUUUACUUUGUGAUACAUCAUUUUUUAUCAAACGUUGAUACAAAUGUCCAAAAUGUUGAUUUUUACAAAUCUCGUUAUCAGCAGUCUAUCGAUUCUUAUGAAGAUUUUAAUUCAAUGAAAGCCAGCGAUCUCAAGCAGAGAAUCGCUGAAAUGCUUAAGAUAAAGAGCACUGUAUCAUCAGAACUUCGUGAACUUGAAUCAAAACGUCAGAAACUUCAAUCAGACAUUUCAAGUUACAAUUCGAAAAUCGACGAGCUCAAGCAAGAAUUGUCAAGACAGCAAACAGAACUUAACCGACUGAAAAUUUCAGUAGAACAGGCACAAGUAGCACAAAGAGAAGCUGUUCUAAGGAACACACCUGAAUUAGCUCUCCCGAAUGCGUUGUACCCAAACUCACUACCGAAAAUUUAUAAACCUCCAAGUUCAAAAGAUUUUCUACGAUGCAAACUUUCAACUUGUUUUGAUCACAGUCGUUGCUCGAUCACUUCAAGCUUCCCUGUCUAUCUCUACGAUCCUGACACUACUUUUGUUAAUAAUAAUGGAUAUGAAAUUGAUGGAUUUCUUAAAACAACAAUAAAACAAACUCUCGGUUACAACGCUCAUCUAACAAAAGAUCCUAAAAUCGCUUGCGUUUUUCUUGUGCUUGUUGGUGAAGCACUUUCAGAGCAAGAAGUACUUAGGAAUAAUCGCUAUGCAAAUACAGUUGAUAUUAAAGUUACUUCAAAUGAAGUUCUUAACAUAACAGCAUUACAACGAUUGAAAUAUUGGGGAGGUGAUGGUCGAAAUCAUGUUCUGAUGAACCUUGCACGACGUGAUUUAAGCACAGCAUCGAAGAAUGUUUUCUCGAAUUUGAACACUGGAAGAGCUAUGCUUGUACAAUCGACAUUCAGUGAAGCUCAAUAUCGACAUGGCUUCGAUCUUAUCGUGGCACCAAUUUUGGGAAGACCUGGCGGUGAUGUAUGGCAAGAAUGCUCUCCAAUGCUACCAGCAAGAAGAAAAUAUUUGCUUAGUUUUCAAGGUGAAAUGGUUGUCAUUAAUCGAACAUUAAACAAUGUUGAAGAUUCAGAAGAACAAGCGAUUGACGAAUUCAUCAUUGAUCAUCUGAAAGAAAUCUCAGACAGUGUUCAUUCCGACAACUUUUAUCUUCAAUUCGAAUGCAUUCCUGCAACAGAACAGACGAACAUUGCUGCUUCUAAAGAUUGGUAUUUAUGUGGAACAGACAAUUCACGUCGAACAAUUCUCCGUGAUUCUACAUUCGCAUUACUCUUAGUGCCAGAACGUUCUAUGAUAACAUCAACGUUACUUCAAGCGCGUGUUUAUGAAGCUUUACGAGCUGGUGCAAUUCCGGUUAUCCUUGGUGGCGAUCAAAUUGAACUUCCAUUCUCAGAAAUGAUUGAGUGGCAACGAGUUGCUUUAUUCCUACCAAAAGCUCGUGUCACUGAACUUCAUUUCUUGCUAAGAUCUGUUCCCGAUGCUGAUCUUUUACUAAUGCGACGUCAAGGAAGAAUGAUUUGGGAAAGAUAUUUAAGUUCAGUUCAAGCAACUGUUGACACAAUCAUAGCGAAUUUGAGAGAUCGAUUAGGAAUUCCACCAAAGCCUGUUCCAUCUGUUAAAGCUGUGAGUGUCUUCAAUUCAUCGUUUAUUCCUUUAAAAUCAGAUCCACCAGUGAUGGAUGUCGAGCCUGAAGAGUCUUUAGGGCCUAUUGAGCCACCUUACCCAUCACCACAAUUCAGAAGAAAUUACACAGUUUUUCUUACACAACGACGAGAGGCUUGGAACGAUUGGGGCGAUCCUUUCUAUUUAUACCCACAAUUACCAUUUGAUCCCGUUUUACCUUCGGAUGCCAAAUUCAUUGGAUCGAAUCUUGGAUUUCGACCGAUUGGAAAAGGAAUUGGUGGGACUGGGAAGGAAUUUGGUGAAUCUUUAGGUGGGAAUUAUCCGCGUGAACAAUUCACAAUUGUCAUUCUUACUUAUGAACGUGAACAAGUGUUGAUGGAUUCAUUGGGAAGACUUUAUGGUCUUCCUUAUCUUCAUAAAGUCAUCGUUGUUUGGAAUUCACCCAAACCACCGCUUGAGGAUCUUCGAUGGCCGGAAAUUGGAGUCACAGUUGAAGUUGUAAGAGCCACAAGAAAUUCUCUUAACAAUAGAUUUUUACCGUACGAUUCUAUCGAAACUGAAGCUGUUUUAUCAGUUGAUGAUGACGCGCAUUUACGACACGAUGAAAUUCUUUUUGGAUUUCGUGUUUGGAGGGAGCAUCGUGAUCAGAUUGUAGGAUUUCCUGGACGUUAUCAUGCGUGGGAUGUGAAUGGGGCGUGGAAUUAUAAUUCAAAUUAUAGUUGCGAGCUUAGUAUGGUGUUGACUGGUGCAGCAUUCUUUCACAAAUAUUACACUUACCUUUACACUCAUUGGCUGCCUCAAGCUAUACGUGAUAAAGUUGAUGAAUACAUGAAUUGCGAGGAUAUUGCAAUGAAUUUUUUAGUGUCACAUAUGACACGACAACCACCAGUGAAGGUGACAUCUAGAUGGACAUUUAGAUGCCCCGUUUGUCCUAUUUCAUUAUCAGAAGACGAUACACAUUUCCAGGAACGACAUAAAUGCAUCAACUUUUUCACUCAGGUGUUUGGAUACACUCCACUGCUGAAUACACAAUAUCGAGCCGACUCAAUUCUCUUCAAGACAAGAAUCCCUCAUGAUAAACAGAAAUGUUUUAAGUUCAUCUAAGUUCUCUUUUUCUUUAAUAGACACACCAAAUCACAGUUUGACAUUCAUUAAUUGUUGCGCUCGAUAGUGCCAUUGAAGCCAGCCACAUAUUGUGGCUUUGUAACUAUUCUAGUUAAUCAAACUCGACUUGAAUACUUAUUUAAUGUUAAGAUUUUUUUUUAUUUAUCAACUGUAAUUGUGGUAAAAAUUGUGAGACAUCAUAUGGAAGUUAGAGAAAGAAUCGAAUUAGGGUUCGUUGAAACGUUCGUCGUUCAUCGAUCCCUAAAGUAAAUAAAAAUUAAAUCAAUCCAAAAUAUUGCAAUUUUAUUGAGUUUAUACAUUUUCUGUGUUGAAUGUGUUGAUUUUUAGAGAAUCAGAAAAGAAUAAUUUAUUGAUUCCAAACAUAAAAGUUGUUUUUCCGAAAUUGUUAAACUGUUUAAGAUGUGACAGAAUGCAAAUAUAAAAACGUGAAAACAAAUAUUUAAACAUUUGUUUCAGACCUUUUCAACGUUUUCU